Nerophis lumbriciformis (worm pipefish) is the source of this 2838-nucleotide messenger RNA. Its product is annotated as inhibitor of nuclear factor kappa-B kinase subunit alpha-like. Lineage: Eukaryota; Metazoa; Chordata; Actinopteri; Syngnathiformes; Syngnathidae. Gene Ontology annotation, biological process: peptidyl-serine phosphorylation; tumor necrosis factor-mediated signaling pathway; positive regulation of transcription by RNA polymerase II. Gene Ontology annotation, molecular function: ATP binding; IkappaB kinase activity. The record is from RefSeq and is a predicted model, not a curated record. Gene Ontology annotation, cellular component: cytoplasm; IkappaB kinase complex.
UUCAUAAGCGUGUUGGCGCGGGCUGAUGACGUCACGGAGGAGCGGCGUUUGGACGCGUAAACAAGCGGACUUGUCUCCUGUAAGAAGAUACGGUGUUGAUGACGUCACGCAGGAGCGCCCACCCAGGCCGUGUUUGGACGGCGUACACAAGCGGACUUGUCUCAUGUGGGAUGAUGUGAGUCUCAUGUGUCUCAUGUGGGAUGAUGUGAGUUUUUUCCACAUUUGUCCACAUUUAUGCGCCAUAACGAGCAACACGCGACGGGUGCCGUCUACGCCCUGGAGCGCGCUCGCUUGUCGAUGCUAGCUAGCGUUAGCCGGCGGUUCUAGUAGCACCAUGGAGAAACCUCCGUUUAGACAGAACCAGAACUGCGGGGACUGGGAGCUGAAGGAGCGGCUCGGAAUGGGAGGCUUCGCUCAUGUUUACCUCUACCAGCACCAGGGGAGCGGCGAGAAGCUGGCGGUGAAGAUGUGUCGCCUGGAGCUGACUCCCAGGAACAAGGACCGUUGGAGUCGAGAAAUCCAGAUCAUGAAGAAGUUGAACCACGUCAAUGUGGUGACGGCACGGGACGUUCCGGAGGAAAUGAAAUUGAUCGCCAUGAACGACCUGCCGCUGCUCGCCAUGGAGUUCUGCUCGCGCGGCGACUUGAGGAAGGUCCUGAGCAGACCCGAGAACUGCUGCGGGCUGAAGGAGAGCGAGGUCCUGUCCUUACUCAACGACGUGGGCUCCGGCAUCCAGUACCUGCACGAGAACAAGAUCAUCCAUCGGGACCUGAAACCGGAGAACAUCGUGCUGCAGGAAACCAACGGGAAGCUGGUGCACAAGAUCAUCGACUUGGGCUACGCCAAAGACUUGGACCAAGGCAGCCUGUGCACGUCGUUCGUGGGCACGCUGCAGUACCUGGCGCCCGAGCUCUUCGAGAACAAGGCCUACACGGUGAGCGUGGACUACUGGAGCUUCGGCACCAUGGUCUUCGAGUGCAGCUGCGGCUUCCGGCCCUUCCUGCACAACCUGCAGCCGGUGCAGUGGGCCAGCAAAGUGCGGAACAAAGGUCCAAAGGACAUCGUGGCAGUGGAGGAGCCCAACGGGGAAGUGCGCUUCUCCACACGUCUUCCGUACCCAAACAACCUGAGCAGGACGCUGCUGGAGCCCAUGGAGGCUCUACUCCAACUCAUGCUCAAGUGGGACCCGGCCCUGAGAGGAGGCGGAGUCCACGCCGACAGCAGGAAGCCACUCUGCUUUGAGCUCCUGGAUCAGAUCCUCAGCAUGAAGGUGGUCCACGUCCUCAACAUGACCAGCGCCCAGGUGCACUCCUUCCAGCUGACGGCGGACGAGUCGCUGCACGCCCUUCAGAAGCGCAUCCAGGCCGAAAGCGGCAUCGACGUGGUCCGCCAGGAGCUGCUGCAGGAGACGGGCGUGUCUCUGGACCCUCGCAAGCCAGCCGCGCAGUGCGUCCUCGACGGCGUGCGAGGCUGGGACUCGUACAUCGUCUACUUGUUUGACAAGAGCGUCACCGAGUACUCUGGUCCCUUCAGCGCCAGACAGCUGCCCGAUAAAGUUAACACCAUCGUCCAGGAGGCCCGGACCCAGCUGCCUCUCGCCGCGCUCAAGAAGGUUUGGGGCGAAGCCGUCAGCUACAUCUGCGGCCUCAAAGAUGACUACAGCCGCCUCUUUCAGGGACAGAGGGCUGCCAUGCUGAGUCUGCUGCGCUACAACACCAACCUGACCAGGUGUAAGAACAGCAUGUUUGGAUUCUCCCAGCAGCUGAAGGCCAAGCUGGACUUCUUCAGGAGCAGCAUCCAGUACGACCUGGAGAAGUACAGCGAUCAGAUGCACUACGGCAUUUCCUCCGAGAAGAUGCUGAAGGCCUGGCAGGAGAACGAGGAGAGAGCGGCAGCCUUUGCUCAGGUGGCGGAGGUGGGUCACCUGGAUGACGAGAUCAUGGCGCUGCACUCUGAGAUUGUGGAGCUUCAGAGGAGUCCGUAUGCUCGUCGCCAAGGCGACAAGAUGGAGCAGCUAGAAGAGAAGGCCAUUGAGCUCUACAAGCAGCUGAAGAUGAAAUGCAAAGUGCCAGACGCAGACGUGAGCAGCGACAGUUCUGAGAUGGUGAAGGCCAUCAUCCAGACGGUGCAGAACCAGGACAAAGUGCUGAAAGAUCUCUACACUCAUCUGAGUAAGAUCCUGAGCAGCAAACAGAAGAUCAUCGAUUUGUUUCCACGGAUCGAGAAGACGCUGGAGAGCAUCAAGGAGGCGGACAACACCGUCAUGCAGAUGCAGUUCAAGCGUCAGCGAGAUUUCUGGCACCUUCUCAAGAUCGCAUGUGCUCAGAACUCCACACGUGGCUCCAUGGCGGCCAGUCCUGAGGCGGCCAACCCACCGCAGGUUUCACAUUCAGCGCCACCCGUCAGUGCCCCGCACCCCCUCACAUCACUGCCUGGGCCCAACGACAGCGACGCUGCCCCCCGCCUGCUGCAGGAGACCCACAAGUACUUGAGUCAGCUGACCAGCCUCAUGCAGGAAGCAGCUGACGAGCAGGCCAAGAGCAUCGUGGACCAGGACUGGAGUUGGACCAAGUAUGAAAUGCUGAGCAGCAAAGUGAAGAAGAGGAAGUCAUAGGUCUCACACACACACACACACACACACACACUAAGUUCAGGUGUGUGUGGUCACACCUGCAAGCUCCUGAAAUCAAGACAGCUGACACUUUUUACCUUUCACAAUGUUUUUGUUUUUGUCAACACUGAUUGGACGUUUGACUGGAAACAGGAAGUGACAUUCAGGACAUGAUCAGCAUGAUUGAAGAUCACUGCUGGGAUGACACACACACACACACACACACA